Messenger RNA from Nasonia vitripennis (jewel wasp), 1442 nucleotides. Its product is annotated as C-type lectin 37Db. The record is from RefSeq and is a predicted model, not a curated record. Lineage: Eukaryota; Metazoa; Arthropoda; Insecta; Hymenoptera; Pteromalidae. Gene Ontology annotation, molecular function: carbohydrate binding. Bases 344 to 892 code for a protein of 182 amino acids. The transcript has 4 exons. Gene Ontology annotation, cellular component: external side of plasma membrane. Gene Ontology annotation, biological process: biological process involved in interspecies interaction between organisms.
CUCUGUCUUUUAAAACCGGCGAGUCUUGCUGCCGAACACGAGAAGCCGCCUGGGACAUUCUCUCGCUGGCCGUUGUGGCAUACGGUGUAUAUCUCCUGGAAACGGCGAGAAAGUUUGGCGAGAUCCUCCGAUCGGUGCACGCGCGCUCGGUACACACACCGGUAUAGGCUGAGAUCGACCGGGGACCAUUUCUCUCUCUCUCUCUCUGUCGAUCUUUGGCCAGUGUCUCAUCGCUUUGCGAAUCCUUGGACAGGGUGUUCCGAGGGAAAAGUGGUGCUGAGAUCGGUGGUGCUUCAGUGUUUUCCAAGCCAGUUGUGGACUACUGCGGAUCGAGGGAAGAAACAUGCUGCUGCUCACCAAGACGCUUCUGGCACUGCUGCUCCUGGCGACGCUCGCCGGCAUCGAUGCCGUGCCUGGAAGAUUGAACGACGACUGUCCGAAUUGCGCUGAUGAAACGAUAAGUGCCGGAACCAUGAGGUGGACAAUGCCACUGCUGAAGCUCGGUGAAAAGCGAUACUAUCUAGGAAUCUUCUUCAAGGCCAACUGGUACAGAGCGGCGCAGUACUGUCGCUACCACGGUAUGCACCUGGCGAGUAUCAGCUCUCAGGAGGACAACGACAAGCUGGAGAAGCACAUCAAGGACUUCGGUCUUGGCCACGAGCAUUUCUGGACGUCGGGCACCGACCAGGGUGAGGAGGGAACCUUCUUCUGGAUGGCCAACGGUAGACCCGUAACCUUUGAGAACUGGAACACCGGCGAGCCCAACAAUUUCCGGUACGAGAACGGCGAGGAGGAGCACUGCCUGGAGCUGUGGAACCGGGACGGCAAGGGCCUGAAAUGGAACGACAGCCCCUGCAGUUUCGAAACCUUCUUCGUGUGCGAAGUGCAGUGAUGACGACGGCCAGCCCAGACAUAUACGUACAUGCUCUUUUCUUCAUUCGCACAGCUAUACGUAUACUCCCGGAGCGAAGGACGCGACCAUACGAACUUUCUUGAGAUCUCUCUCGCCUCGCUCGAGGGAUUCGCGCGGAUGUGUGCAUCAGGAAUAUAACGCAAGAAAAGAAGAAUGAAAAUGAGUGACUCGAUUGUGCUUUGUGCGCGCGUGUGCAGUAUAUGUACACUUCAACAUGUAUAGAGUGGUGUCCGCCAGUCGUCUCGCGUUGGAGAAAUGGCCGUUUUGUUCUCUAUCUACUUACGUACUGCAUCGGGGAUAUUGCUCCUGUAAAAGUUCGAUUGUUUAUGUAUAUUGAAAAAAAUCACCGAUUCCGCUCCGUUGGAAAUUCGAAUUGCUUUACUGAUAAUGCGUUUUCUUCCUUCCCGAUCAGUCUAAUGCGGAUAUAGAACGAAACGAGCGAUCUCCGCCGGUGUGUGAAUAGUCUGUAAGCGUAUAAGGUUGUACGAUUAUUAAUUAUUUAAAGAGAGAACUCGAAAAUCACAAAAAA